AACAUUCCUAAAGAUCUAUGUUUUGAAACCGGAAUACCUAUUCGCCGGUCGCCGAUGCCUCCGACGAAUGGGUCGCUGAUACCUCUCACGUAUUAAAGAUCCCUUCAUCUACUGUGUCCCGUGCGUCAUUAAUGCCAACUAGAAGAGGAGCCGCCCUCUGUUUUGCAAGCGAAUUUGUUAUACAACUACCUACUAUCCAUAGGCUAUUUUUAGUCAUUCAUUCAUAUAAUUCUGGGGGUACCUAUCAUAACAAAGGAGAUUAAAAUCAUUUGCAGGCUUGUGCUCUGUUAAGGCAAAGGCACAUCUUGAUCUUGGUGAAAAUGGGUUCAGUGGAUGAGUUAGCGCACGAGAGAAGGAAGACACAAUUUGACGUUGGUGCUCUCAAGAUUGUGUGGGCAGGCUCGCAACAUGUUUUUGAAGUCUCAGAUCGCAUGUCAAAGCUCGUUGCCGCUGAUCCUGUAUUUUUCAAAGAUGAUAGGCCCAGGUUGGGUCGCCAGGAAUUGUUCCAAAAAACCUUAAGAAAAACAGCACAUGCAUGGAAGCUCAUCACGGACCUUAGACUUUCAGAAGAGGAAGCGUCAAAACUUAGGCAUUUUGUGGAUGAACCUGCAUAUACAGAUCUUCAUUGGGGAAUGUUUAUACCGGCUUUAAAAGGGCAGGCAAGCGAUGAGCAGCAGGAGGAGUGGUUACCUCUUGCAUAUAAAAUGAAAAUUAUUGGCUGUUAUGCACAAACUGAACUUGGCCAUGGCUCAAAUGUCCAAGGACUUGAGACAACUGCAACAUUUGAUCCAACUUCUGAUGAAUUUGUCUUAAAUAGCCCUACACUGACUUCAACUAAGUGGUGGCCUGGAGGCUUAGGAAAAGUAUCAACGCAUGCAAUUGUAUAUGCGCGCCUCAUAACAGAUGGUCGUGACUAUGGAGUGCAUGCUUUUCUUGUUCAAAUAAGGAGUCUGGAAAAUCAUCAACCACUUGCGGGAGUUACUGUUGCUGAUAUUGGUGUGAAGUUUGGGAAUGGUGGAUACAAUACCAUGGACAAUGGCCUCCUAAGACUUGAUCAUGUUCGAAUACCUCGUAAGCAGAUGUUGAUGAGGCUUUCUACAGUUACUAGAGAAGGAAAGUAUCUGCAAUCUGAUGUCCCCAGGCAGCUGGGUUAUGGAGCCAUGGUUUAUGUGCGACAGUCAAUUGUUGCAGAUGCUUCCAAUUAUCUUUCACGGGCUGUCUGUAUUGCUGUGAGAUACAGUGCUGUCAGACGUCAGUUUGGAUCUCAGGCUGGUGGUCCUGAAAUUCAGGUGAUUGAUUACAAGACUCAGCAAAACAGGCUGUUUCCCUUGCUUGCUAGUGCCUAUGCAUUCAGAUUUGUGGGAGAGUGGUUGAAGUGGCUAUACAUGGAUGUGACCAGGCGCUUGGAAGCAAAGGAUUUCUCAACUUUGGCUGAAGCACAUGCAUGCACUGCUGGUUUAAAGUCAUUGACUACAUCAGUCACUGCGGAUGGCAUUGAAGAGUGCCGUAAGCUUUGUGGUGGACAUGGAUAUUUGUGCAGUAGUGGGCUUCCAGAACUAUUUGCUGCUUAUGUUCCUGCUUGCACAUAUGAAGGAGAUAACACAGUCCUCCUCCUUCAGGUAGCAAGAUUCCUGAUGAAGACACUCCAACAACUGGGAUCGAAAAAACCAGUGGGUACGGCCGCUUAUUUGGGAAGACUGGAAUAUAUAAUGGAGAAUAAUUGCAAUGUUUCUCAAGCUAAGGAUUGGCUGAAGCCUUCAGUUAUAUUGGAGGCAUUUGAAGCAAGGUCAGCUAGGCUUGCUGUGAACUGUGCAGCGCAACUUAGGGAGGUAUCCAAUCCAGAAUCAGGCUUCGGUGAACUAUCCAGUGAGCUAGUGGAAGCAGCAGUAGCUCAUUGCCAGUUGAUAGUUGUUUCCAAGUUUAUUGAGAAACUAAAGCAAGACAUUCCAGGAAAGGGGGUGAAAAAUCAGCUUGAGAUGUUGUGCAAUGUGUAUUCAUUGUCAUUAUUGCACAAACAUCGUGGUGAUUUCCUUUCAGUUGGUUACCUUACAAAUGAACAAUCAAAACUUGCGAGUGAUCAGCUUCGUGCUCUUUAUUCCCAGGUCCGCCCAAAUGCUGUCGCUCUGGUGGAUGCAUUUAAUUACACAGAUCACUUUUUGGGAUCGAUACUUGGACGAUAUGAUGGAAAUGUUUAUCCACAUCUGUAUGAAGAAGCUUUCAAGGAUCCUCUGAACGAGUCUGUUGUGCCUAAAGGGUAUGAGGAAUACAUUCGCCCAGUUUUGAAGCAUGAAUUGAGAGCUUCAAAAUUGUAAAUCCACAUCUAUUGUUACAGAGCAUAUGUUUGUAUGUAAAUAGACACAUUCGGUGCUGUUUACAUUAUAAAACUCAGCUCCAAAUCUCGGGUUAGGUUAGCACUACAUACACUAAUUUAUUUCCAUGAGUGUGGCAUUUGAACAUGGUAUCCUAUUCCCAUUAAUUUUAUGACAGCUGAACAACAAGAGAAUACGAGUUUCUCUUGUGGUUGUGCAAGAACCCAUUCUUCUGUUGACUGAUUAAUGAAAUGAUACAUAUUUUAAUGACAAUUAAAUUUGUAUUGCUGAUUAAUAAAAUGAUAUGACAAUUAAAUUUGUA
Molecule: messenger RNA, 2631 nt
Organism: Cryptomeria japonica (Japanese cedar)
Lineage: Eukaryota; Viridiplantae; Streptophyta; Pinopsida; Cupressales; Cupressaceae
Product: peroxisomal acyl-coenzyme A oxidase 1
Exons: 14
Coding region: 321-2312 (663 amino acids)
Biological process (GO): lipid homeostasis; fatty acid beta-oxidation using acyl-CoA oxidase; long-chain fatty acid metabolic process
Cellular component (GO): peroxisome
Molecular function (GO): FAD binding; acyl-CoA oxidase activity; fatty acid binding
Source: RefSeq, a predicted model, not a curated record